AAUUACUAUACAACAACGACGGACUCUCCCUGCCAGCCGAAAAUUUGAAUAUUUCGCCGUAGCGCUUUGAUUUGGGUUAUUGUUGGGAGUUAAGCAACACUUAUGUCGUAAAAAUGUAACACAUGCUUCUAAAAAAUUUAGGAUUCGUCGUGCCAUUGUAAAAAUACGAAUUUAUCAUUAAAAUAAAAUGUUGAUCUCCACAACCUAUUUAACUUACAGAAAAUUAUCAGUUGGAAUACAUGUAGCACGGAUUUUGGUAUAUUCAUCAUGCUACUUUGUUUGUUGAUCUUAUCUUCCCAGAUCAUGCUGUCAGAUUUCAAAGACCAUCUCGAUGUUACAAUGAGUGAGUUCUAGAUAAUGUUGCCGAAAUCACGGCAAUUUAAAUUUAAGUGAAAAGAUAAGACAAUGAGAUGCCAUAGAAUCUUUGCUCAUAAAGAACUACAGAAGUAAAGUAGUACGGGAUUUCAUUUAUAGUUACUUUUAAACUAAAAUAAACAUCCUGGAAAAGGAUUCAAACUCGACCGAAAAUCAACAUCCCAUUUCCCUCAAGCUCACUGGCGCGCCUAUUUGACUACCAAAACAUCUGACUUCGCUGGAUUUUAUUAUGGUCUUGGUUGUUACUGAUGCCUAGGAAGAAAUCAUUAAAGCUCAAUAACACUGGGUGUAUAUUUUGUUCUGAAGUUGAUGAUUAUCCACUAUUAGGACCUAUUAUUGAGAAAAAUGGUUUCAAAGUGCAUACAAAUUGUAUAUUUGCCGCCAGCGGUUUAUCUCAGACGAACAAUGAGAAUGAGUCCCCGGACGAUUUCAUAGUUGGAUUCGCUGUUCCUUCAAUUCUCAAUGAACUUAGACGCGGUCGUAGCUUAAAAUGUUCGGUAUGUCGUCUCCCCGGAGCAUGUGUUGGAUGUGUUGUUAACACUUGUCACACCACCUUCCAUCUUCCAUGUUUAAUUAAAGCUCAAGGGAUAACGAUAUUUGAAGGCAACUUUCCUUCCUACUGCCGCCGCCAUGCCAACAGACAGAAUUUAGAUGGCUGGUUGACGCAAUGCAAGGAACCUCCCUCUUGUUGUAUCUGUCUGUUCUCAAUUGUACCAGACAAAGAUUUCGAAAGCAGUUGUCUGCCCAUAAAAAGACAAAAGUCUGUACCCAUUCAUUCUUCGGCAACAAAAGAAAAUGUUCCAGUCCUCAACGAAACCAGGCGUACAAGACGGUCUUGUGUGGCUCCUUCAACUCCUAAACGAAUUACUGUUUCAAACGGGAUGUCUUCUGUUAAGAGAAGAUAUUCUCAAUCAGAUACAUCUACUUGGGAGUUACCCGGUUCUUCCUCUUCGGAGCCCGAAGAACAAAAUCCUGUUCAACAACAUAAAACACCCAAAGAAUCUGUUACACUACCUUCAUCAAUGUCACAUAUUCCUGGGUGGUUGAGUGACUACUUUCUGAGUCUUGCUCCUGAAAAGAGGCUUCCUGUCUUUGAGGCAUGGAAACAUCACACUAUCCAUGGGCUCUGUUGUCCUUUAUCGUGGAUGCAUAGAAAUUGUAUUGCAGGUUUUGCUGUUUCUGCUGCAUUACAUUACUUAAAAUGCCCUUACUGUGCAAAUAGAGAAAUAUUCAUCAGGUCUAUCAUCGAUACUGGUAUAUGGGUCCCAGAUCAGGAUGCAGCCUGGGAAUUGGAACCAGGGGCUUAUGCAGAUCUUGUUCCCAUUAGCGAAUGUUCCUCUAAUGAUGAACCACAAAGUAACGAUACAUCCACUUCAUCAUCUCAGUGUGAUUGCAAUCGGUGGAGCCAAAAAAAUGUCAGCCAUGCGGCGCACGUUACACAGACUGCGGGUGUACGAGUUGAGUAUGCAUCAUCCAGUGGAUCACCGUCUACAGAUCAGGAGCGUGUUCCAGUACUUUCACUUAUAUGGAACAACCAAAACUUCAAAAAACGUCGUGGAAGAAAGCCUUCAUCAAGACGUCGGACGCAAAUAUCUCAAGCCGUUCCAAAUACACCUGGUCCAACUCGUGUUUCUCGUAGGCACACGUCCAUUACAACACGAAGUAUUCAGGAUGAUCACUCUCCUAAUAGUGCUUCAAAUGAGAGCAGACUACGUCAAGUAACCUUAGGAUCUUUUCUUUCUGUUAGGACUCAGACUUCCCGGUAACUCCUUUUGCACUUCAGAUUUUCUUAGUUUGUCUCUAUUUCCUAAAUCUCUGACAUUAAAAAGUUAAAGAUUGAAUCUGUACAUACAAAAAAUUCUAUUUGUUUUAACAGAUUCCUUUUUAUGAAAACAGUAGGGUAGGUGCGUUAUGCAUCAUUUUAUCGUUGUUAGUGCUUAUGAAUCUUUUAGGACUUAAUGAAAUACCAUCAGUUCGGUAAACACGAUUGUGUUUUGUAAGAUUACAUGGUAAUUUUGUAUUGAUUACUUUUAUUAUGCUUUCCCUAAAGGCCUCAAUGUCCGUACAGUUAUAAAUUUAAGGACUGAAUUUUAUUUGGAAUCCUUUAAUUUUACGAAGUAAUAACCUGUGGUGGGGAUAAUUGAACUUUUUAAAUCAUUCAAGUAUGAUUAGGUAGGAUAAAACUACUUUUGUAAACAUUGGUUUAUUUAUUGAGUCCAAAUCAGGACUUACGCAUUUUACAUUAUUUAUUUAUUUAAGCGCACAAAAUAUAGUAUAACUACCAGAGAUAGGGUGACCAUACAAAAUGUGGGUAAGAUCGUAAGGAAAAGGAAGUACAUUUAAAAGAAAAGUAUAGUCAACAAAAUAAUUAAUAAGAACGGUAUGUGGUAAAAGAUAUAGUUCAGCCAAUAGCACACACACGGAAAUUCGGAAUUCCUGUAGUUAAAUUCUCCUUUCGCAGCAGGAUCGCCGUUCGUCGCUGGAACUCCAACCAAGGAGUCGCAAUCGACUAACAAAUGUCAAUCCUAUACUGACUUUCACACUACGGUGCCAAGCCAUAAACUGACUACCGCUUUUUUAAACCACUCCUAGUGUCAUCAAUCAACGUGCGCUGAGGUGACAUUCGUAACACUUUCAAGUCACCGAAUCCGGUUUUUAGGGGUUCGUGACAUCAAGUGAGUUUUCAUCGCAUUACUAAUGUGUUGCAACUGGAUGUUAGCAAUCCCUCGGAGAUGACGUAAUCAGACACAGAGUCAUCCGGCUCCCUAACUCGGAGAGGUUAGACUUUCUAAACAUAGGACGAAACUGUUCUCACCGACG
Messenger RNA from Schistosoma mattheei, 3195 nucleotides. Lineage: Eukaryota; Metazoa; Platyhelminthes; Trematoda; Strigeidida; Schistosomatidae. The record is from the annotation of a GenBank genome assembly.